This is a messenger RNA of Lycium ferocissimum, 612 nucleotides long. RefSeq lists its product as uncharacterized. NCBI's taxonomy places the organism in Eukaryota, Viridiplantae, Streptophyta, Magnoliopsida, Solanales, Solanaceae. The record is from RefSeq and is a predicted model, not a curated record. Gene Ontology annotation, cellular component: nucleus; cytoplasm. Gene Ontology annotation, molecular function: 3'-5' exonuclease activity; nucleic acid binding. The coding region runs from base 1 to 612 and encodes 203 amino acids. The transcript has 2 exons.
AUGGCCGAGAUUUACGAAGUCUCUUUCUAUGGUGAUGAAAUUGAAGUUACCGUCACCAAAGACUCCACAGUCGUUAACGAUUGGAUUUUGCAAACUGUGCAGACUCAUCGCCGUAGACUCCACAAGCUACUCAUCGGUCUUGAUAUCGAGUGGCUUCCGUGUUUCAAACCUGAGGAAAACCACCCGGUCGCUCUCCUCCAACUCUGUGUAGGUCGUCGUUGCCUCUUGUUCCAACUCCUCCACAAAGACGCUGUUCCUGGAUUCCUCUUGGAUUUGAACCGAUUGGCGUUUUCGGUUUAUGGGGAAGAAGUGUAUAGGAAGAUGGGAUUGAAGAGAAUGGCGAAAGAGGUACUUGGAAAAGUAAUGGAGAAGCCAUUGAAUGUAACACUGAGUAAAUGGGAUGCUGAGGAACUGUGUUAUGAACAAGUUGAAUAUGGUGCUAUUGAUGCUUUUGUUUCGUUUGAAAUUGCCAAGAAUUUGUUUAAUCUAGUGUGGGAAAGAGAGAAAGAGAGUCGUCGUGUUGUUAAGAGGGAAUAUUUGAAUUGCCAUUAUCAACCAAUGUUGAGGGUACAAGAUACACAAGGGAUGUUUCGAAGACUUGCUUUGUUUUGA